GCCAGGACCUGGCACUUGUAACAGUGGUAGUGUCUGCGAGUCGUCGAGGAAACAGACAUGAAGGGAAGCAGACAUGGAGGGGACGCUAUGAGAAACACGUGAAUAAUGUCCAUAAUCUGAUAUCUAAUAUGGAAGCGAUUUGUGUAAAUUACCUGGAGAAGAACAAAACAUACCUUCAUUAUAUACAACAAAUUAUAACCAAUGAAGCUACCUGAUAACGAUAUUAGCAGAAGAAGGGAAUUGUUGUGCCAUUACUAGCACUGCCUGAAAAAAUGAAAAAUAAGAUGCAUGCAGUGUUAAAGAUUCAGAUGCUAAACCGAAAGUGAAAUUGAUGAUUAUAGAGAAGCUUAAAUCAGCCAUCGACUACAGCCAUCUUCAGUCAAUUCCUAAGAGACGUUUUCAGGUGCAGGGAAUCCCUUAAUUAAGUGAACUUUCCUGAUCGUCUUCCUUGAAACUUAGCCAUGUUUUCGGAAUGCUCUUCCGGCGCGACAAUGAAAGCAAUAAGAUGAAAUUCAGGAAAAGUGAAAGACGAAAAUAUGAACCGUCAAAAUGACAAGGAAGUGGCAGGACGCGGAAGAACACGCGCUGUAAAAGGAAAUUAAGAGACGAAAGAAGGAAAUGACGCAUGGAAUGAUCAUCCAUCCGGGAAUUUUGAUAAAGGCUGCAGCAGGAGGCAGUGAAGCAGGUGGUCAAGGUGGUAAAUGGUGGCUUUGUGGCCGAGUAAACAACAUGUUGUGGACGAGGGCAUGGCGGCGUUGGCAGAGGUGGGCAUGCGUUGGCAUUGGAGUAGUUGUUGGAGCGUGGUUGUUAUUAGCAGCUCCAUGUGCCCUGUUGGCCUGCCCACCCAGAGAUGCCCCAGAAGAAAAAAGUGAAAGUACGGGCCCCUCACAAGAAAGCAGCGAUGCCGCGCACCUCGUCUGCGACACACUUUCACUGGUACCUGCGGGACGUAUGCGGGAACCCAAAGGCUCCCCUCAGCUGGGGGAUAAUGGCCCAUAUAAUGUCCUUUAUGAAUGGAUCCCCAGCUCACGUACUUACACAAACAAUGACUCCGUGACGUACACCACCCAUACAACUCCCGAAAUGGUUAGCCAUGUUGGAGAGCUGGCUUCCCGCUGGUCGGGACCCCUCUCUGUAGCAGUAUACGUUCCUCACUCAGACUUCUGCGUAGCUGCAGCUCGUGUGGCGCGUCUGAGGGCGUGUGGCCCAGCAGCCGUCAGAGAAAAGGUCUCGUGGCACUUGUUUUGGCCCAAAGAUUCACCACCUGCUUCGGAUUGGCGUCUUGUGGUGGACGAAUCUACUUUAGACUGCAGCAAAGAUGACAUAGCAUCCGUCAAAGGCUUCCGCACCAUCGAAGGAUUGCCGUACCCUGUGAACGUUGCUCGAAAUGUUGCAAGAUCAGCGGCAUCAACAUGGUUUGUUCUUCCCUCAGACGUGGAGUUGUAUCCGUCAGCGGGUCUGGCUGAACAGUUCCUCAAGAUGGUUUCACAAGUAGCAACGGGAAAGGACAUAAGGGUUUCCAGUGUUUGGCCUCGUGUUUACGUUGUGCCCGUUUUUGAAGUGGCAUCGGUGGUGCCAGGCAGUAAGGAGGAACUAGUAAAGCAGUACCAGAGAAAUGAUGCUGUCUACUUUCACCGCCAUGUGUGUGCUCACUGCCAAAGAUUUCCUGCGCUUACAGACUGGAUUAAGCUCAUGGGUACUCCAGGAACAAUGCAGGCCUUUUCGGUAGUGAAGCGGCAGUACCCCUAUCACAGAUGGGAGCCUAUCUACAUUUGUACUAAAAACGAGCCCUUGUACGACGAAAGACUCUCGUGGGAGGGCUUACAAGAUAAAAUGACACAGAUGCAUGAAUUAUGUCUCCGGGAUUAUCAUCUCGUCAUCUUGGACCGGGGCUUCCUCGUCCACGCCCCUGGCAUCAAGAGGAGGACGAAAAGCAACGCCAAGGAUAACGCCUGGCGCGAUCCAUUCGUUGCGAAGAACUCCAGAGUCUACGACCAGAUCAUGGAGGAGAUGCAGACCAAAUUCGGUCCCAGUGAAAAGUGUCGUCGGCAUUAGUAUUCUGUGAUGUUAUAGAGGCCGUGAAUCAGUUGUCGAUGGGUGAUAUAAAAAAACAAAGAUAUUAUUGUGAAUCGUCUCGUUGUGUUAUAUUAUCUGUUGAAAGACAGGAAAAAUGAACAUAGACGUAAUUCGUUAUAUCAUAAACUAGCUAAGGCGCAUCUGGUGGCGCCUCCAAUUUGCUCCUGCUUGCAUCAGUGCCUGGUUCCACUUGUUUUCUCAUUUUGUGUUUGUUCAGUCGAAGAGACGAGCGAACUCUCUGUCGCCUUGAAACGCCUUUGAUGAACAUUUCGUUGUUGGAAAUACGCACUGAUGCAGGCCCCACGCUGGUAUGCUCAGUGUUUCCUUCCUACUCGUUCUGUCUGUUCCUCUCCUUCACUGUCCUGUGCGUCCUUGGUGUUAAAAGAAAUAAGAAUAAUGAUAUUUUUCCACUUAGUGUGAUAAAAUUCAUGCGGGUAACUCGAGGUGCUUCAUACUACAGUGUUUAUAGCUAUUGUUGUUAUCAUUGGAACACUGUUGACAAUAUUGUUUUGUGAUUGAUUGAUAAUGAUAGAUAAUGACAGUGAGUGUAUAUUACGUGAAACGCCGUUCAGCAGUUUUCGUCACUGGGUUAGCCCUGGUUCCAGUGAAUGACUCCUUGGCACAAGAAAAUGGAUAGAGCCGCUGACUCGGCUAUUAGCUCAUUUCAAAAAAUGGUGAUGUCCCCAGUUCUCUUCGGUCUGGUGCAACCAUCCAUUCAGUGUGUUGCCCUGCAAAGCGAAGCAACGACGACGAUUUUUUUUUUUUUUUCAGGUGGCCACAAGGACACCGUCUUGGUACUCAAAGAUCCGGAUUCAGAAAGAUUCUGAGAUUACAGUUUCCAUCUUCAUACACCAAAACUCAUUUCUAUUUUUAUAAACUAUCAGAAGGCUCUUACUGAUACCUUACGUUUCUUCGGCCAGAGGUAAACGGAAUGGUGUAAUUCAUAACACAAGAACAGGUUCAAAUAAUACAGCACUUAUCUUAAUAUCAGUCCAGCGUUCGGAUGUCCUUCUUAAGCAGCUGUAUUUUUAUAGUACUGAUAAGUCGCCAAUGAAGUCAUCACACAGUUGAUAAUUGUACUUGAUCACUUCUCUUCUUUGCAAGUAGAGUGGAAGACUUACAACGUUAGGUUCUAAGAUCGGAGCUCGUUGGAAAUUCUCUUUGAAUUAUUAGAGGCGGCAUGACCCACUCCAUGGCAAGGUCACCACUCAGUCCCGUGGCGAUGGCAACGUUUUCACUGAUGGAUUUGAGAGAAUACGCUGCACCUACUGUACAUAGAUAGCUGCUUUCAUCGUUUGCUAUUGCUUUAUGGCUCAUCACUAGCGCUUUGCCGGAUGCCUGCAAAGCCUGCAAGUCGAGAGGGACGAAGAGCCCGGGGCCAGCGCCAAUAUCAAGACCUGCGCUUGAGGGUGAUUGCCAACUCGUUGUUAGGGAAAGGGUCCAUGGUGAUGGAAACUGUCGAGAUAGUUCACGGAAGCUUGAUUUCCUUGUAAAUGAUUCGACCGAGAUGGCUCCUAAAGUUUUGCAGAACCUGUAUCACAACGUUUCGAAGGCUCUCUUGCGAUCUCGGCACUCAUUUCCUUCAAUACACCUGUGUAUAUAUUGUAGUUAAAAAUCUCCAUGUGAUGGAAUAAGAGAAUUUUGUAACUACGAUCAUUACCACGAAGCUUUAACUUAUCGUAUUGUUGGGAUUGAUGGCGUUUAUUAUACCGCCAGCAAUACCUGUGGCAUUGUUAAGUCAAGUCUACCACGCCCUUCUAUACUUAGAUGACAGCCUGUUGUACUGAUAGCUAAUUUUGCAUCUGAUAAUGUUUCUAUAAGUGAUUAAAUCAUCCAAUCUUGCCUAAUAGCCUGAAAGCUCUAGUUCGUAGCUGUUAUCAUGCUACUACAGUAUUUUUAAGCUUUGCUGUCUAGCUUUCAUCCAUUAGUCUAUAAGGAUUCGAGAUAACUUUACCAACCAUUUUCAAAUGCCGUUGCGUACGCAUGGCGAGUUUUGGUUUUUAUUAGCCUCGGGCGUAUUUUCCUUCAGUAAGUGAUAGCAUAUCAUCUUUUCCGUACCGGAAGACAUCACUCGCUUGUUUCAUCGUUUAAGCUAAGAAACAAUACUCUAAUUAAUUAUCGUAGGAAACACAGGGAGCGAAGAAUCCCUACGUACAUCCUAAAUGACCGCUAGACAGCACCACUUUUUUAUUAAUUAGUAUUAUUCGCAAAAAGUGACCUUAGACUCAUCGCACAAUGCUAUUGUUAUGUACAUAUUUAAGGUGUUUUUUGCAUGUUACAAUACGGCCUUGAUUACUAGAAGUCGAGUAGCUGCAGUUCACGCCCAUAGCCAUUACACUUCAAAUUAAAGUCUUCGAGAGAGAGAGAGAGAAAGGUUGUAGAAAACGAUUAUGAGAAAUUUAGUACAACUUGCAUUUUCUGCUUGUAUUUGAUUUAUCUUUGGUUUUCAUCUUUCUCUUGAUAACUGAACAUUUUUUGGGUGUCUUGCAGCUUGGUCACACACCCCGGUGAAAAAUGAGAAGAGUAGGUACAGUACCUUGUUCCCCUUGACUGCCAUUUUGUACAACUUUUGAAAUAAGAACGAUGAGUUUGUCCCAUACCGGAUGUUAGCCGGUCACAUAGCGAAAGGGGUCUGUUGCCCUUGAAGACUGACGAAAUUUCAUUUUCUUCAUUUCUGGUCAAAGCUGCUUCCCACCUUUAUUUGCAGCAACUUCGAAAAUCCAGUGAGAUGUUCGAUACUGGUAAAACAGAAAGUUUAUUAUUACGACCUGGUUCAUAACUAAUUUAAUGAAGUUCUGUAUCCGCACGGUAAUGCUUUUUCUUCAGACUUCCAUUUAUAGCAAUAAGAUCAUUCUUGGUUUCUCCCUUUAGUUUUAUUUCCAUGAAACUCCUGAUGUGUCCUAAGCUCAACACUGAUGAAGAGAACAAAGAAACAAGUCUUCUAAAACCAUGAGGCCAUCACUUCCCUUCCGUCAGUAUCCAUCUUCCAGUUGAAAUGUCUUAUUCAGAAUUCUUAUGUGUAGUACUCGUUGGAGGAAGUGUUUCUAAGCGAUAUAUGGUAGCCAUAAUGAAUAGGACAUUAUAGUUCCAUCUUUUAGGAGCUGCUGUUUGAACUCUUCAUUGUCAUCGUAGUACAAUGAUAUGCUAACUGCCUCUCUUCACAACGCUCAUGAAAAGCCUCCAGUACUUCAGAACGUCUGUUUUGUUCUGCCAUGAUAAUAAAAAGAAUACAGCUGAAAAAAUUAAGCGCUGCUGAACCUCUUCAUACCUUCUAGUUCACUGCGUCAAACCUUUACUUGUCAGAGAUCAGCAGUUGUCAGAUUCCUCUGUUUCUCGUUGUCACUCCCCUAAGACUAAUAGUCUUGUGGAAUUCACUCCCUGCUUCGCUUUCCCUUAGUUCUGUAACCUAAAGUCUUUCAGGAAGCAGGACCAUCAAAUCCAAGGAGAUAAGUUACCAUUUUCUGCGGUCUCGGUUUCAGGCCUGCCUUCCAUUCAAGUUUUGUGUAAGAUUUAUCGACUUCGAAGCUCUACCUCUCACAUAUCUUCCCUGCGGCGCAUGUGCUGUGCUGACAUAUGGACAAAAGUGUCCUCUGCACACCUUUUGUCCUAACCAGAAACAUUACCACUUUUUCAUUGACAGUGACAUCCAAAUCUGCUAAUUUGUGAUAACCACUACUACUCAGCCCAGUUGAAUUGGUGGGUAUUCAUCCUCUGAAUUCUUGCAAGUAUUUUCUAGUUCUUUGGUCAGGAGCAAUUGUUUAAGUAAUAAAAUUAUUUCCGUAUUUAUUAGCAAACUUAAGUCAAAUUCAAACCCUAACAGCUUCUAUGCUGUUGCCCUCUUCCUUUGUAAAUUGAUAAUAUCGUUUACUGAAGAGCCUUCCUUUGUAACCCAAUGUAAUAGUUUUUUUCUCCAUAGUAGGAAAUGCUGUGUUCAAAAAUUAUACCCAGAUACUAUGUAAAGACUGUCCACCAUGUCAUACUGAUUGAAUGAAGAUAUAUGUGUGAGUUGCAUCCAUUUCAUCGUGAUUUCUGUUGGUCGUUCAUCACAGUACAGUUGUUACUUCUGUUACCGUUCAUCUCCAAAAUGUAAUAUUUGAUUCCGCCCUCAUGGAGAAUGUUCGCGUACAUGUUAGUAUAGAAUGUGAACAGUGUGCAUAAGCGACAUGUGUUCUGUGCACGUGAUGCUUGAAUGUAUCCCAUUGUUAUUGACUUAUUUUCUUUAGGUUAGUUAAAUUGGUUAAGGUCAAUAAUCCUGCUGUUGAAAAAUUCUCCUGUGCUGUAUUAGUCACUGACUUGUAAUGGUGAUGGCAUCCUUCACUUGUAAGUUACAUGUUAAAUUAUUUUAUGGGUAAUUCAAAUGGAUUUUAUGGAUUCAAAACGAUAUCUGUGUAUUAGUUCACCAGCAAUUGUUAUCUUACUGUGUGAAUAUAGUUUUUUUGUUUUCGUAUUCGUCUGUGUACUACGUUUGAAGUGAUGUCUUUUGUCAGGUAUGCAAGCCGUUCCAUUGGCAUAGAAUUACAACCGCAAGAGUCUGCAGCCGUCGUUGUUUACAGAAUGCCGUGAUGAAACCAUGACCUUAGUUAUGCCCUCCAUCCUCAGUUAGAUAUUACGACAUUAGAUACUAAAAUGUUUUUAUGCAAGGUCGUUCUUCACUCUGGUACGUUAGCCACCUGUAAGGCUUCAUAUAGACCAGCCUCGAAGGAACGAAAAUUUCCCAGACAUUAAAUCAUUGCUUAUCCAUGCAAUUAGUAGAUGGCACACGGUAGCCGUAUUACUAAUAUCUGUUUUGUCCUACAUUGUAAUGACACGAUAUAUAUAUAUAUAUAUAUAUAUAUAUAUAUAUAUAUAUAUAUAUAUAUAUAUAUAUAUAUAUAUAUAUAUAUUUAUAUAUAUAUUAAAAAUUUUAAACAUCAAGCCAUUUCCCUCCUGGGAUAAUAACUCAACAGUCACUGCCGCAUUCAUCCUUUAAUCACUGAGUCCCGGUUCAUCCCGCAUGAAGGAAACUUCUACAAAAUUAUCCACUCCAUACUCCUACAUGUGCUGUACCAUUCACCUCUCCCCUGCAUGAACCCUAGCACUCCCAGUAUACUAGGGCCCUUGUACUUCAUUCUUACCACAUGACCAAGCCAUCUCAAAAACACUUUGCUCCGCCCUUUCACCUACACUUAACAUUUUGCCAACUUUAACAUAUCUAAACUUCUCACCCUUUUAAGUCUUCUUAUACCACAUACAUCACACCAGCAGUUCAUCCCAACAGCUUUAACCCUUUUCAUUUGGAUUUAACAUCAAUACCCCAUUUUCAUAUAUGAUAGAUGGUUCAACAGUCCCACCAUACACUCCCACCUUCGCCUCCAGAAACAAUUCAAGUCUCUUCUCAGUCUUUUGCUGGCACCCCUUCUCUCAUCCUACCGUCAUUCUCUAUACCUAUGACAAAUACUUAUACAAAUCGUCCACUUCAGUCUACUACCAUGUCAACAUUCAUCGCUCCAUUUUCUUGAUCACCAUAUUUUUGCUCUCUCUCUCUCUCUCUCUCUCUCUCUCUCUCUCUCUCUCUCUCUCUCUCUCUCUCUGUGGUGUUAU
This is a messenger RNA of Macrobrachium nipponense, 7656 nucleotides long. RefSeq names its product beta-1,4-glucuronyltransferase 1-like. The coding region runs from base 619 to 2055 and encodes 478 amino acids. The transcript has 5 exons. The record is from RefSeq and is a predicted model, not a curated record. NCBI's taxonomy places the organism in Eukaryota, Metazoa, Arthropoda, Malacostraca, Decapoda, Palaemonidae.